AUGAGUGAGAGCGAGUCAAUAUCCUCUUCUAUAAAGCCAAAAAAGAGACAUUAUUCAAGAUUAGGGUGCUUGGAAUGCAAGAAGAGAAGACUAAAGUGUGACGAGAUAAAGCCCAAGUGUACUCAUUGCGUGAAAUAUCUGAAACAGUGUUUGUAUCUUCAUCCUGUUAAGUUCAGCAAACUGAGAACUGUGGUACUCGAAGAUGCAAUGUUUGUACCAUAUAGUACAGAACAGAAAACAAACCAAAAAGAUAAAAGGAGGGCUAGAAUCUUGCCUCAGACUAUUUCCAAAGUAAACGUUGAUAAUACAAGGGCCAUUGCGAAAGAUAUGAAGGUCGGUCCUAAGAACCCUUACAUGACGCUUAAUUUUGAUGAAAAUAAACAGAAAUUGAUUGAAUCACAGGAGGACAUUGACUCAAUGUAUAAGUCGACCGCUCAGAACUUUCUGGCAGACGUUUUGAGCGAGGUAGACCAAUUGUUGUUGGAUGAAGUAUCAUUGUUGACACAUGGAUUAAGUGACAACAUGACUUUUAUCAAUGACCUUGAAUUAUUAAAUGAAGCAUUGAGCCCUAGAGAUAUUUUUUUUGAUGUUGGACAUCCCGAAUCCGAAAUUAUUGAAGCAAAUGAUGCCAGAAUACAGCAUCUCAUUGCAUCCCACGAUAAGAUCGCUGAUCACAAGAAUUACUUGAGACUAUUCCAGGAUAAAUAUUCGUUAUGGAUAAUGCCAUUUUCCUCAGAGUCCGAAAAUGUUUGUAGCUCAAUAUUAUUGGGCCGGGCUUUGAAAUUUCCCUUCUUAGCAUUCGCCAUCAUUUCAAUGACUGCACGAUAUGAAAGCUUUUGUCAUGGCGAUCCGACGGACAAGUAUUACCAAAAGUAUUACUUCAAACUAUGUUGUGAAGAUUUUUCUCGAAUAUUUAAAGUUAAGUCUCAUAUACCAGAAUACAUUGAACCAUUAAUAUUGACAACACUACUCUUGGUUACAGAUUCUGUGGCUUUCGUCAAUGGCAAUUGGAGAUCUCAUUUGAAAGCUGCUCAAGUUCUCUUUGCUAAAUAUGUCGAUAUUUACAAGAAAACAAGUGCUGCGAUUUUGCUCUCCACUAUUUGGUUUGCAACUUUUGAGUUAUUGGCAGUUGGGGUAAAUCCUGUUGGUGGAUCAAUCACCUUACAGGAGGAAUUUGCUAAGAUAAUUAAAGCUUGUGGUAAUUCGGAAAAUGGAGAGUUAAGUGUGCACUUAGGCUUAAUAAUGGCUAAUGGAUAUAACGUAUUUUUUGGAUGUUCAGCAGAAACCCUCAAUCUAUUCUCUGUGUUUGCACAAGUUACUAUAAAAAUUAAGAAAAAUGACAGAGGAAAGGUAGCACACAAUGAUCUUGCUAUGUUAAUUAGUGAAGUCGGGAAAGCUAGCGAAACUUAUUUGGCCUCCAGAGAUGGAUUAAUAAAAAGAAAUAAUCCUUAUCAUCCAAAUAAUGCAACGGGUAUGCUUUUGCCAGUUUCCACAUAUGGCUAUGCUGAUGACUUCAUAUUUUCUUGGUUUGACGUUUCGGAUAAGGCACAUAUUAAGGCACUCUAUCUCAAGAUGCUAUGUGAAGAGAAUUUUCUCAACUUGAGUAUAGACGAUAAAUUGGUUCAAGGUCUAGUAAAAGACAUUCUUGACUGCUGUUUAUUCUUUCGUUCAAUCUACAUAACUGAAGAAUUUAAAGUGGAUGAGUAUUUUGAAAAGAAUCCUGGUAGCACCCUAUGUCUGGACAGAAGAUUAUUAAUGGUACAUUGGCCCCUAUUAACUUGUGGGCUUUGUUGCAUCGAUGUUAUCGAUCGGUUGAAAAUUGAAAUAUUCUUUAAAGGAAUGAUAAAAAUGGGUGCUAGAUCUCUAGAAAGCUCAUUUAAUGUAAUCAAAAACAAGUGGAAGGGCACAUCUGAGUAUUCCGACUUCUUGCCAUUUGUAUAG
This is a messenger RNA of Priceomyces carsonii, 1941 nucleotides long. RefSeq names its product Zn(II)2Cys6 transcription factor. Bases 1 to 1941 code for a protein of 646 amino acids. The record is from RefSeq and is a predicted model, not a curated record. NCBI's taxonomy places the organism in Eukaryota, Fungi, Ascomycota, Pichiomycetes, Serinales, Debaryomycetaceae. Gene Ontology annotation, biological process: positive regulation of transcription by RNA polymerase II. Gene Ontology annotation, molecular function: zinc ion binding; transcription cis-regulatory region binding; DNA-binding transcription factor activity, RNA polymerase II-specific. The transcript has a single exon. Gene Ontology annotation, cellular component: nucleus.